Molecule: messenger RNA, 4524 nt
Organism: Ailuropoda melanoleuca (giant panda)
Lineage: Eukaryota; Metazoa; Chordata; Mammalia; Carnivora; Ursidae
Product: sodium/calcium exchanger 1
Exons: 9
Coding region: 442-1440 (332 amino acids)
Biological process (GO): calcium ion import across plasma membrane; sodium ion transmembrane transport
Cellular component (GO): axon; postsynapse; sarcolemma
Molecular function (GO): calcium:sodium antiporter activity
Source: RefSeq, a predicted model, not a curated record
UAUGCUGCCUAAAAUCAUUCCACGGCCUUGGGCAGGGUUGCUGUGCGUUGGGUGACCUCUCCAAUCUUUCAGACCUAUCCCACACCCAACCUGGAAGAACAGAGUCACAGUACAGAAGUUUCUCAGUUGCCAUUUGUCUGGAAGUGCAGCUUGUUAACCUUGCUUUCCUCUUCUAUGUUCCUUCUCUUCUCUUUCCUCUUCCCCUUGUUCGUCAAUUUCUAUUCUUCUCUGUUUCAGCAAAACAAUAUCAGUCAAGGUAAUUGAUGAUGAGGAGUAUGAGAAAAACAAGACCUUCUUCCUUGAGAUUGGAGAGCCCCGCCUGGUGGAGAUGAGUGAGAAGAAAGGAAGAUCAUUACCAUUAGAAUAUUUGACCGUGAGGAAUAUGAGAAAGAGUGCAGUUUCUCCCUUGUGCUUGAGGAACCAAAAUGGAUAAGAAGAGGAAUGAAAGCCCUGUUAUUGAAUGAGCUUGGUGGCUUCACAAUAACAGGCCAACCUGUCUUCCGGAAAGUUCAUGCUAGAGAACAUCCGAUUCCCUCUACUGUAAUCACCAUUGCAGAGGAAUAUGAUGACAAGCAACCGCUGACCAGCAAAGAGGAAGAGGAGAGGCGCAUUGCCGAAAUGGGGCGCCCCAUUCUGGGAGAACACACCAAGCUGGAAGUGAUCAUUGAAGAAUCCUAUGAAUUCAAGAGUACCGUGGACAAACUUAUUAAGAAGACAAACUUAGCCCUUGUGGUUGGGACAAACAGCUGGAGAGAGCAGUUUAUUGAAGCCAUCACUGUCAGUGCUGGGGAAGACGACGAUGAUGACGAAUGUGGGGAGGAGAAGCUGCCCUCCUGUUUCGAUUACGUGAUGCAUUUUCUGACUGUGUUCUGGAAGGUCCUCUUCGCCUUCGUCCCCCCUACAGAAUACUGGAAUGGCUGGGCCUGUUUCAUUGUCUCCAUCCUCAUGAUCGGCAUACUGACAGCUUUCAUAGGAGACCUGGCUUCCCACUUCGGAUGCACCAUCGGCCUGAAAGAUUCUGUGACUGCAGUCGUGUUCGUCGCGCUCGGAACUUCGGUACCAGACACAUUUGCAAGCAAAGUGGCGGCCACCCAGGACCAGUAUGCAGACGCGUCCAUAGGCAACGUCACUGGCAGCAACGCGGUGAACGUCUUCUUGGGAAUCGGCGUGGCCUGGUCCAUCGCUGCCAUCUACCAUGCAGCCAAUGGGGAACAGUUCAAAGUGUCCCCUGGCACGCUAGCUUUCUCUGUCACUCUCUUCACCAUUUUUGCUUUCAUCAAUGUGGGGGUGCUGCUGUAUCGGCGGAGGCCAGAGAUCGGAGGUGAGCUGGGUGGGCCCCGGACUGCCAAGCUCCUCACAUCCUGCCUCUUCGUGCUCCUAUGGCUCUUGUACAUUUUCUUCUCCUCCCUGGAGGCCUACUGCCACAUAAAAGGCUUCUAAAGGAACAAUCAGAUAUAGUAAAUUUAUAUAUAUAUACGUAUAUAUAUACAUAAAAUAUUAUGUAUAAUGAACAGAGGAAACUGACAUUUGUCAUGUUCACUUACCUGCUGAUGGAAUCCAGCUUCAAGAGCAUACUCUGUACUAGGGCCGAAGUGAGAAACCAUCACCUCCCAUUCCCAGGGGCAUCGUCACACUGAACAAGGCAUGGAGACAGGGGCAUCUUUGCAGCUCAGCCUAGAAGGACUGUGUUCUCUCCAGGUUCAUAAAUCGUUAAGUCUUUGAUUCGUUUUCUGUUUCUGCUUGUUUGGGGUGGGGCUGGGAGGUGGCUGAUGUUUGACUUCUAUUUUGUGUUGUUUUGUUGGGAGGGUCAAAGUUUUUGUUUCUCUUCUGGGAGGUGAUGACCAAUCUAAAUGCAAAUGGGUUUUUGGUAAAAAUUUAAAUCAUUACAGUUGCUCUCUCCAAACACUUUAAAAAUUAUUUUGGAUUAAGAAGGGAUAUGGGCAUGGAAGAAACAGCAUGUCUUCACUAGAUUACUAAAUUUCAUGCUUUGUCUGGAAUAUGAGCAGAGAUUAAGCUGCCUCUGAGAAGAAGCAUGGGAGCUCGAAUGCAGCCGGGAAAAGUGAUGGUUCUAGAUACAGUCUGAUAUUUAGAGAUACGAUGCCUGGCACUCUUGUUCAACAGGUACAGGAAUGAUGUGCCUCGAUUCCCAAGAACGUGCAAAGUCAUUUAUUUCUUAUCUCUUUAGCUCUGGACUGUGAUUAGCAAGGCCCUUAUUCUGGUUUUCCAGCCUGGCUAACCCCCCCCCCAGAUCCCCAUCCCAAUCCUCCUCCCUCCUGACCACCACGUCUCAUGCAAACAGGAAUAACCCCAACUCAAAAAGCACAUCAUCCUUUUCCAUUUGCAUCAGUGUGUCCCAGUCCCAUGUUUGCUGUUGCCUGGGAUCAUCCGUCGGUUUUAUUUUCAAAAGCAUCCAUGGCUUGCACAAUCCUGUUCCAGUCAUGACUAAACAUUGGCUCCUUCUUCAUGUGCCUGGUUGGGAAUGUUGUCGUGAUACCUGUUACACAGUGCAUGGAUGAAAAACAAAAUAAGUGUAUCUGUAUAUAGUAGAGUAUAGCGUAUACUGUUCUCCCAUUCAGCAAUGUUGACUGGACAUUGAAGACAUAAGUGAGUUUCCUUUUCACCUGAGUUGUAACUUUUGUGUUGUUAUUGAGUUUGAUUUUACUAUAGGGGUAAAAGGAGAAAAUGGCUUAUUGUUCAUGGACCUGCAUGUUCAUUUUUAAGAAGCAAUAACAGUUCACUGGGAAGUUAAAGCUAUUGAGAGGACAGCAGGCAAACUACCAAGUAUCUUCAUGGAAAAUUAGCCAUGUGGAAUACACCAGAGGCCUCUAAACGGUCACCUGUUGAUGAUUCCGGAAGGCCAAGGAGAGAGGUGUAGAGCAGUGGCUGGAGUCGAUGUGCCCGGGCUUUGAGAGCCUCCAUUUCCAUGACACCCCUGCCUCCGAAGUAUUUAUUCACUUCUGCUCUGUCUGGCACAGAUGCUAGAUAGUGGUUUGUUCGUUUUAUUUUUUUAUGUAAAAGGCUAUUUUGAGCCCUGUUUCUUUCACCACCCAGACUCCUCUGAUUGUAUCUGCAGUUCCUGAGUAGGAAAGGAGCCAGGGAGACCAAUGGGCCUUUACAAGGGCAACUUCCGUACUUAGGACUGAGGAGUAAGCAAUUAAAUGAGAUUAGUGCCUCCCGGGAGGAUUGCGCUGGGAGGUUUUUCAGCCUGGAAAAGGAAUGGCUCUAUUUCAAAAUACCAAAGAGUGUGGAUAAACCCAACAUUCCAAAGUAGUGAAUCCAGUAAUGAGGAAAAAUGGAAUGACGUGGGUCCCAUCUCAGAGACUUCUCUAUCUAUAAAGAAUCCCAGGCCAGAGACACCACUGGCCCUCUGUAUUGAUUCAAAGAUACUUAAGAGAUAAAAGCUGUUCAGGGUUAUUUCCUCUUCUACUCAGUAAUCAUGAUCAUUCAUCAUUUAAUAAACAUUUGGUGACCGAGUGAGUAAUUAAAUGCUGGUUACUACUCAACAUGCCAGGUACUGUGCUACUCUUGGGGCCUAAACCAUGAACAAGAUAACUCAGAUCCCUGCCCUCAGGGGGCUCACAGCUAAUGUGAUUCCUGUUUCCAUGGGUAAAAGUUAGCACAGCCAUAUGGAAACAGUUUUAUCUUGCAAGGAAAAACCCAAUUACAAAACUCUUAACAUAAACACGUUGAAAUUGAACAAAUACAGUUGUCCAAAUAGCUAAGAUUUUAACUAAGAAGUAAAGCACAGGUUAGGGGAAGCAUCCUAUGUAUCCUCGGCUGAUCCCGCAAAUCUGUACGCCCCCCCAUUGUAAGCCAAGAAAGGCAAUCAUGUUGGCGAUCCAGAUGACUGAAAAGGUCCAGCUAACCCCAGUUUUUAUCCUUGUUGGUCAACAGUACUUUUCUAUGCCCCACACCUCUACAGUCCCUCCUAUCUCCAGGAGACUCACCCCCGCAGGCCAUGGCCCAAAGCUGUGGGUCUGAGUCUUUUAGGGAUAUAUUCCCCUUUUUUUUUUUUUUUUAAGAUUUACUAAAUGGAAAGCUAGCCUAGAAAACACCAAGUAAAUAUAGUCAAGGGAUGUGAGUUGUUUAAACGUUAGAUUUUGCACUCAAUUUUAGCCAUAUUUGGAACAUCAGUAAUCCCAUUGAAAAUUUUCACAGAGGACUUUCAGAAAUUCUUGCCAUUGAAUUUUAAUUUCAAAGCUUUUUGGUUUGUUUGCUUUUUCAAGUUUCAUGUUAUAGGGAAAAUAUGAUUCUGAUUGUUCAGAGUUGUUAAUAAUUGUAGUUGUGUAAAAUUAUUUCAUUUUGUUUAUUUUGUGUGUAUUGUGCACAGCUUUAGGGGGGAAGUGCACGAAUUGUGCUGUUCCUUAUAAAUGGUACACAUUAUGGACACAGACAAAUAAAGUUUCUGAUUGUUUCUGAUUUAAUCACUAGUGAUACAGCAAAAUCCGUAUGGAAUGUUUCCUCUCAUUGUCAUCUACUUCAUUUUUGUUUUCAUGUUUUGAAGAAAUAAAGACCAAAAAGGUA